Molecule: messenger RNA, 3084 nt
Organism: Chilo suppressalis (striped riceborer)
Lineage: Eukaryota; Metazoa; Arthropoda; Insecta; Lepidoptera; Crambidae
Source: the annotation of a GenBank genome assembly
AAAGCAGCGCCAGGUGUCGAGGUGUUAUGCCCCUUUCUCUUUUCAAUAAGUAACGUUAUCGGGCUCUCUCACUCUCGCGCCAAUUAGGCUCGUGAGGUGAGCGAUACGCGCCGGCCGCAGAGGACGUUAGCCCGCGACCGGCAGUCGCAGCGCACGCAUUCUACGCCGCCGCUUAGCAAUAUUUCUAUACCCGCAGCAGGUGCCCGUGCCGUGAUGUACAAACCGUGAAACAGUUCUCAUAUGUGCUCGCCUCUUUAACUUCCUUCCUGUUCAUAAAGUUGGAUUGCUUCAAAGUUCGCUAUGGGUGAAUCGCUGUUAAAAGAGGAUCCCCUCUCCAGGAUCCAAAGGGAGAUCAUCGAAGUGACGGAGAGAGAGCGGGAGUUCAAGGAGGGUCACUUCAGAAUCAACCGGCUGUUGUCCGAGUCGACAAUCGAAGUAAACAAACAGAAUGGCCACGUGAACGGCGACGACGAGCACAAACAGCGGACGCUCAACCGAGCCGUGUCCACGUCCCACCUACUGGGCCCGAUCACGCCCUCCCCGCCGCCCGCGUCUGCGCUCAUCACCACCAAUGGCUACACCCGCAGAUUCGCGCCGCAAACCGGCACCAAAGGCAUCAUGCAGCGUUUCAUCGCUAACAAGGGCAAGCUGCCAGUGACCUCUCCCGUCGGGGCGGGCGGCCCCGUCGGCCCCGUAGGCCCGGCGGCCUCCACCCCCGUGGCCCCCGCCCCCCAGCCCCUCGUGUUCCCCACCUCGCCCGUCGUAGCACCGGUGGUCGGCCCGCCCGUCAUUUCGCGCACCCCCGAAGGCAAACCGAUCCGCAAGGGCUACGUUCCCGUCGAAGAGAAGAUACAGAAGGAAUUGAGAGAGAUGAAGGACCGGGAACACGAGCUCAAGCGAAUGAGGAAAAAACAGAAGCCCUUCGAUAUCGAUUUGAGCGACAACGAGACCACAUCCGAAUCGGAGGACGAGGAGAUUCCUAUGCCGGGAAAACUUAAGGCUACGAAAUCGAUAGGAGAGUUGUACGAAGCCUUGAAUGAGGAGCUGCGGUCGCCUUCGCCCAGGAAUAGCUCAGGGCACGAUUCCCUCGGCAGCCUGAAGCCGGCCAAGUCGCUGGCCGAGUUGUGCGAGCUGGGCCCCGGGCAGGAGUUCCUCGCGCCGAGCUCGACGCGGCUCAUCGCCCAGUGGGAGUCUAUCAUACAACAGAAACAGGAAGCGGGCGCCGCUUAGCUUCCCCCCGUUAAACAAACGUUCGUGGGUUAAAAUGUGUGUGGGCGUCCUACGCCAAAAUUUUGUACGUAAAUACCGUCGCGUGUCAACCCGGACAGCAGGUUUCAGCCAACGGAUACGAUGAUGAUACGUGAGUUAUGUGACUGUGGUAUUCAGAACUGUUUUUAAUUAUUUUGAGUUGUAGUGUUUAAUUCGUUCGAAUGGAGUGCACCCGAGCGUGAUUCGCAUGAGUGUGUCAUUCCAACAUUUAGCGAGAGGAGUUGCCGAUGGAUCGCUUCGACGGCUGAUCGGCUGUGAAGCAAUUAAUUUUCUCCAGACCGCGAACAAUGCAAAUGAUGGUUAUCCGUAACAGCAAUUAUAUCGAGCAUGCAUUGUUGGAAAGCGGGCGAUACUCGCGAACUCGUCUCCCGAUUGUGAAUGCGACAGUUUCUUCCUUUUGUUUAGCGCGGCGGCUGACAAACCGCCGGUUUUUUGCUGCGCUUUCUCGCGCCAAUACCGCACCCGGUCUUUGUGACGAGCGUCAUUAAAUUUUAUUUCUUGGAACGAUGUAAAAACGUGCACAGGUGCGCCAACGAUAUUUAAUAUCGUUGAGGUGCGCGUACAAACGGCUGUGUGGCUUCAGUGGCCGCGUCCCUCUCUCGGUCGGACGUUCAUUUCCGCGGCCCCUAAUUUGUUAGCGCGAGCAGUUGCGCGGCCAUGUGGCCGUAACGUAUUAUUACAACCUGUGACGGAUAACUUUCGAUGCAUCGCGCGCCGCAGACGUCAUAAUAACAAAGAAGUAGAAGUGUCGGUGGAGCGCCUCACCGCGUUAUUGAAUUAAUUGCAUAAUUAUGUUGAUUUCGCUCGGCUCGGCGCGGUUGCGAUGCGGCGAACGCAAUUUCGCUCCGCGUUCAUUAUUUACAUAUGUAAUUUCACAGAAAUUAUGUUGUCGGUGGGAAAAGUAGAAAAAUCGAUACGAAUCGGAGCUGGACUUCGAUAGUAGAAUGUACUUAACUAUGUGUUUAAUUAAAUAUUAUCAAGAUGUCGCCCUUGUGUUAUUGCAAGAGGUAAACUAUUUAUUUAUUACAGUUCAUGUAUCAGUGUAUAAUGCGAUUCAACUAAGAAUAGGACUGACUGGGCGCCAUAUUUUGACAUCAUAGCUGUCAAUUCACACCAAAUAGGUAGAGUGAGCAAAAAAGAAUUUCUAUUUAAUAAAACUUAUUUACAUAGAUUAAGUGAGAAAACAUCAGAUUUUUUAAUAAAAUUAAUUUACUAAGAUUGAGAGAAAAAACAUUAAUCAGAAUCUAGCCCGUCAAUUCCGCUCAUCUCUGCAUUACCGCCGUAGUUAUGAAAAAUCAUGCAGGUCACAUACGAACAUGUAUUCUAUAUGUAAACGAAAGUUUUAAAUCGAGUUUCUUAACGCAACAUGAAGUUACAUUUGGUUGACGAUUUAGGUUAUCAACCAUACAUAGCCAAAGCUCAAUAAAUGAAAAAAAAAUAUCAACCAAUAUAAAUUAUCAAUAUUUGUUAUUGUUUGUUUAAAAAUGAUUGAUUUUUAUUCUAGAAUUAGCUGAGUGGUAAAAAAGUGUUCCGAGAUUUUUUCGCAAACUGUACUUUACAAGCGACAUUUGACAGAUGGAGGUCAUUGGCUUUCCUAUUCUUAUUUGAAUCGCAUUAUAGUGCUCCCGGAUUGAGAAUUUCCCCUCAACUGUAGCUGUGUCAAAUCGGUAGUGCCUUACGAGAGUUAUGGUAGCCAUACACACUACGAAAAAUCGUUACGAUUAGACUGUACCGUCCGAACGGUACCGAUAAAUCGUAGAGUGUAUAAAACUAAUUUUUACGGGUUAAUGCACGAAACUUUAUUUAUUUAUUGAC